AUGCAUAUACGCACUCCCACUGGCGAAAAGCCAUACCAGUGUGAAGUUUGUGACAAAGUCUUCCGUUCACCAAACACACUAGCACAACACUCGAAAAUUCACAACAAGGACGAACAGAGUAAAUGUCCUCAUUGUUCAUCCACGUUCGCACAGUUAUCAAAUCUAAAGAUUCACAUCCGUACUCACACAGGCGAAAGGCCAUUUCAGUGUAAAAUCUGUUACAAAGCCUUCUAUUCACCAAGCAGUCUACAACAUCAUUCGAAAAUUCACAAUAAGGACCUGCAGUAUCAGUGUCGUUAUUGUUCAUCCACGUUCGCACAGUUAUCAAAUCUAAAGAUUCACAUCCGUACUCACACAGGCGAAAGGCCAUUUCAGUGUAAAAUCUGUUACAAAGCCUUCUACACAUCAAGCCAUCUGACAGACGAAAGGCCAUUCCAGUGUAAAAUCUGUGACACAGCGUUCAAAAGAUCAAGCGAACUGACAAAACAUUCAAAAAUGCACAAUAAGUACCAACAGCAUCAGUGUCCUCAUUGUGCAUUAAAGUUCUUGCGAUUAUCCCGACUAAAAAAUCACAUCCGCACUCAUACUGGCGAAAGGUCUUAUGUGUGUAAAGUCUGUGAAAAAGCGUUCACAUCACUAGGGAAUCUACGGCAUCAUUCGAAAUGGCACAAUAAGGACCAACAGCAUCAGUGUUCUUAUUGCUCUUUAAGGUUUCCAUGGUUAUCUAACCUAAAGAUUCAUAUGCGCACUCACACUGGCGAAAGACCAUACCAGUGUAAAGUUUGUGACAAAGCGUUCAUAUCACUAAGCAUUCUGCGGCAUCAUUCGAAAAUGCACAAUAAGGACCAACAGCAUCAGUGUUCUUAUUGCUCUUUAAAGUUUCCAUGGUUAUCUAGCCUAAAGAUUCACAUGCGCAUUCACACUGGCGAAAGGCCAUACCAGUGUAAAAUAUGUGAAAAAGCGUUCAGGUCAUCAAGAACUUUGGCACAUCACUCCAAGAUUCACAAAAAGGACCAACAUCAUUAGCACCUUCAUGGUUGCUUCAAGUUUUCGUUUGAAUAAACUUGAAUUAUGUAUGUU
Anopheles bellator is the source of this 1080-nucleotide messenger RNA. Its product is annotated as zinc finger protein 85-like. The transcript has 2 exons. Gene Ontology annotation, molecular function: nucleic acid binding; zinc ion binding. The record is from RefSeq and is a predicted model, not a curated record. The coding region runs from base 1 to 1026 and encodes 341 amino acids. NCBI's taxonomy places the organism in Eukaryota, Metazoa, Arthropoda, Insecta, Diptera, Culicidae. Gene Ontology annotation, cellular component: nucleus.